AUGAGGUCUCUUCUCAUUGCCUUUUUAGCUAAAAAUAAGUUGGGCUUCAUUGAUGGGAGUUGCUCUGCUCCUGCUUCUGAUUCUACCUCUUUCAGCUUGUGGACUCGGUGUAAUGAUAUGGUAACCUCUUGGUUACUCAUCUCCCUUUCAAAGGAAAUUGCUGCUAGUGUUCGUUACUCCAAAUCUGCUCAAGCUCUUUGGACAGAUAUUAAGGAUAGGUUUGGCCAAUCCAAUGGGGCUAAACUCUAUCACCUACAAAAGGAAAUAAGUGACUUAAUGAAAGGAUCAGGUGAUAUUGCUGGCUAUUUCACUAUAUUGAAGCUAUUAUGGGAUGAACUUGAUGCUAUUUACACUACUCUUACAUGUUCGUGUGCCUGCACCUGUGGUGGCAAGGUGAAAUUGGUUAAGUCUCUUCAAGAUGAAAGGCUGAUUCAAUUUCUCAUGGCCUUGAAUGAUACAUAUUCUCCUGUUAGGAGCAACAUCCUGAUGAUGUCCCCUCUCCCAACAUCAACAUUGCCUAUUUUCUGUCGGUUCAAGAUGAGAGGCAGAGGGAAGUGUAUGUGA
Molecule: messenger RNA, 564 nt
Organism: Nicotiana attenuata
Lineage: Eukaryota; Viridiplantae; Streptophyta; Magnoliopsida; Solanales; Solanaceae
Exons: 1
Coding region: 1-564 (187 amino acids)
Source: RefSeq, a predicted model, not a curated record